CAUCCGUCGGUUUUCUGUACGAGAAGUUUUUUGCGGCACCAAACGUUUUGACGUUGGAGCAGCAUUUUUCGGUUUUCCUACUUCUCACGGCCGCACCGUUUAGUCGCCGCGCCGCGCAAUCGCGAUGGUCGCUUCUCUACUUUAUUGUAUUUCUCUCAAGCUGUUUUAAGAUUAAUCGCAACGUCAGCAGCCAAACAUUCUUAUCGCGUCUCAAUUUUUUCUAUUUGCAUUCCUGAGAGGUAUGAAAUGUUAGCGACGUAGUUGUGAGGUGUGUCCUUUCAUCAAGUUUGUCUACUAGAAUCCCUUGCUCAGUGAAUUAGCAAACACUAAACUAGCAAACGAUUUCCAGUUCUUAGGCAGAAGAAGAAAAAAACUUCAUAAUCUGACCUUUGCACAUCUUUACCCGCUGGAGUUUGGAUUCUUUUCCUGGAUUAACAUUUGCUGUCAACAAUCGAACUAAUUUUUUUAAAAAAUGUAAAAAUCUUCCUACUUUUUUACGAGUUUUAGAAAAAUUGACUUAACUUGUCGACGACUUGGAAGUUCAUUUUUGUCGUUAAUAGUGCAGUCUAGUCUAAUUACAUGAUGCCUCUAUUCAGUGCAAAGAAGAAGAAGGAAGAUUUCAGAAAUAACCACACAAAUGGGAAUGGUUCCUCGGCUCCAAAUUCUCCUGGAACUCCAGAGAGAUCAAACACUCCGAAUAACUUAUACCAGAAUGGACAGGUUAGUCCAGCAACUCCUGACCAAGUGCGAGAACUUCCGGUUCAUAAGCCGAAAUUAGUUUUUCACUGUCAACAAGCCCAGGGAAGCCCUACUGGAAUAAUAUCGGGUUUCACAAAUAUUAAGGAGUUGUAUCAGAAAAUUUCAGAAUGCUAUGAUUUCCCAGUGUCUGAUAUUCUUUUCUGCACAUUGAAUACUCAUAAAGUAGACAUGUCGAAACUUCUUGGAGGUCAGAUUGGCUUGGAUGAUUUUAUCUUCGUCCAUCGCAAAGGUCAAGCCAAAGAAGUUGAAAUCACAAAGAAUGAAGACGCUUUGGGAUUAACCAUAACGGAUAAUGGAGCCGGCUAUGCUUUCAUCAAAAGAGUCAAAGAAGGAAGUCUCAUACAUGGACUUGGAUUCAUUCAGGUCGGAGAUCACAUAGAAAAAAUCAAUGAUGUGUCAAUGGUUGGAUGUCGACAUUUUGAAGUGGCCAAACAAUUAAAAGAUAUUCCUAAAGGAGCUACCUUCACAUUAAGGCUGAUUGAACCUCUGAGGGCUGGAUUUUCUCACAUAGGCCCACGAAGUGGAACAGUCUCUGGUGGAAGUAAUAAAAAAGGAAGCUUUGGCACAGGUAAAGAAACUCUACGACUUAGAGCUAAAGGCCCUGCAACUAUAGAAAAAGCACCAAAUGAUGUUGUGCAAGCAGCAGUUGAAAAAAUCAACAGCCUUCUCGAAUCGUUCAUGGGAAUAAAUGAUUCUGAGUUAGCUACCCAAAUAUGGGACCUUGGAAAAGAUAAAGCUAAUCCUCAUGACUUCGUUACUGCUAUCGACAGCUCGGAUUUGGAAGCAUUUGGUUUCACGGAUGAUUUUGUGUUUGAUCUCUGGGGUGCUAUAAGUGAUGCAAAAACUGGACGAUUGAAGAAGGACUCUCACAAAACCCCUAUGUAAUAUUGCGACUUAUUUAGAUAACACAAAUUUGGAGAGCUACUUUUUUAUACAUAUUGCAAAAUCAUAUAUUUAAAACUAAAGAUUUAAGUGAUACAAUAAAUGUUGCCAUUAAGUAAUAUUUUCAUUUUAGGUUUUCAGUAUUAUAUGAUGUGUAGUGUAGCUAAGGGACAUAAUUUGUAUUAUUGUCCUACUUAUUAGUACUUUCUAAACAUUUUUAUUAUUGUUUGUUUUAAAACUGGACCACAAUUGCCAACCCGUCCUUGUCUAUGACUACCUGGUCGUCUACUCCACUAGCUACAUCACUGAAAUGAUUUAAUAAAAAUAAAAGCUUUUUUUUCAAUGUGCAUACUUUUAAGAUAUUUCUUUAUUUAAUGCUUGUAAAUAUUAUAUAUGAAUCCUUAUGUUUUAGGAUUUUAAGGGAUAUAUUCAAUUUUAUGAAUGUCCCUUAGUUUACUUCCCUUAUUACUAUUUUUGAAUUAUAUCUGCACUUAGUAAUAGCAGAUAAAACUGGAAUGUCUGUUUCUUUUCUUUUUUUGUGAUUUUUAUUUCACAGUAACCACAAAACUAUUAUGUAUUCAAUUGCAUUAUCAGCAUACGGAACUGUAAUACCUGAUAUUUUGUAAAUCUGUUUUUCCUGAAUACAACUAUAUAAUGUACAUAUUGAAUCAGAAAGGUGUUGGAUUCGUUCAUGAAGUUGAGUCUACCUAACUAUAUGCAAUGCAGAUCUAAAAUAUGUUCAUUAAUUUUUCUCUUACAACAAAGCAUUUGAGGGCAAAUGCAUGAUUUCGAUUUAAAAGUGUAAUUGUGGGACAAAUACUACUCAGCAGAUUAAAGACAAUAAUUUAAGAUUAGCCAUAGCGCAAGAUGCUAAGGCAUGCGAUUUUCAUUUAUAUGAAAACUGCUUAUGAAAUUAAUUACUAUUCUUAAUGCUAAAGAUUUAUUAGAGUCGUAAGUUCCUUGCUAUAAAAGCAAAACAUUUCUUUUCAAAUACCCAGGCUUAUAUCAUUAAUUGCAACAUUUCUUUGUCCUUGAAGCUGUGCUUGCAGAAAAUGGAAAUUUUGAAAUUAAUUCUGUGUUUCUCAAACUGCUCCUAUAUGAUCAUGUGCCAAGUUAUUGAGAACUUAUCUUGUAAUACACCAGAAUUUUUUUCAGAAAAAUGUAAAACAGUGAAAUGCAUGCAAUUCAUAUGUAAUUAAUGGCAAAAGAGCGCUGAAUGUAUAGCACAUUAACCUACGUACAAUAAAGGGUCAAAAUUUCAAA
Messenger RNA from Argiope bruennichi, 2904 nucleotides. RefSeq names its product PDZ domain-containing protein GIPC1-like (gene kermit). The record is from RefSeq and is a predicted model, not a curated record. The transcript has 6 exons. Gene Ontology annotation, molecular function: protein binding. NCBI's taxonomy places the organism in Eukaryota, Metazoa, Arthropoda, Arachnida, Araneae, Araneidae. The coding region runs from base 580 to 1644 and encodes 354 amino acids.